Messenger RNA from Drosophila grimshawi, 3506 nucleotides. It is a transcript of the gene dila, whose product is annotated as centrosomal protein of 131 kDa. Gene Ontology annotation, biological process: cilium assembly; regulation of centrosome duplication; intraciliary transport involved in cilium assembly. Bases 58 to 3474 code for a protein of 1138 amino acids. Lineage: Eukaryota; Metazoa; Arthropoda; Insecta; Diptera; Drosophilidae. The transcript has 9 exons. Gene Ontology annotation, cellular component: centriolar satellite. The record is from RefSeq and is a predicted model, not a curated record.
AAAAGUGAAAACUGAGCGUACUACAUUUCAUUUCAUUUUUUUUUUGUUGUGGCUAUUAUGGAUUUAUGUCUUAGGGGCUCGCAGAUAAACCUCGCCACACGACAGAAAUCGAAGGCCAAAUACAAUAGUCGCUCGUUGACCACACUCCAUAAUCCUACGCCACAUUUUCGACCACGUUCCGCCAACUUUCUGCAGCAGCGCAGUCGCUCCUCGCCCUUCCUGGGACGACCACAGUCGGCGGAUCCCAAGUUUGGACGCAAACUGAGCGUCUAUUUUGGCGAAAAGGAGCUGCGACAUAGCAAAAACCGCCAAUUAUCCUCGACGGAUCUGUUGAAGUCGCUGCUGGAGGAGCCCAUCAAGCGCAGCUGGCUGUGCCGCAGCGCCUGUAAUUCUUCCACCGACGAUCAGUCGGACUGCUCCCAGAAGUCGCCGCACAGCAGCGAGGGCGAGCAGCUGGAACGUUUUCUGGUUAGUAUGCCGAACGGUGCCGGCGACAAAUCCAAAUCCUAUGCUUCCAGCUCCAACUGGUCCAAUGGUGGCCAGGCGAGCCUGAGUAAUGCGGCGCUGCUGGCGAAGAGCGUUAAGCCGGAUCUGCCGGGCCGCGUGUCCUUCAGCAAGCCGAGCACAAUGCUGGGUCCCGAUGCGGACUCCAGCGAUUGUGACAACGACAAGCAGGAGAUGCGAAACAGCAUCUCGGCACCGGGUCCGCUUACGUUGCCCAGCUUUGGCUAUGGCAAUGGCAACAAAGUAGAUACCAGCGAUACAAGUGCACAAAAGAAAUCCGUUCACUUUGGCUCACCAGCAGCUGGCGGCGUUGAGGUGCUGGCCGAGACGUAUGAGUAUCCCAAGUGUCCGUCGGAGAAUUGCACGUGCAGCACCAGAUCCUCCUCCACGGCCAGCACCAAUGAACCGGCCACAGAUCCCAAAUGUGCCUGUGAUGCGCCCAGUUGUCGUUUUGCCGAGUCCAAAACCAAAUUGGAGCUUCCGUUGCCAACACCCGAACUGAAUGUCAUCAGGGAGUAUAAACAGGCUGUGGACAAAUUGCCCAAGGAACCCUUGAACAACAUAGAACUGCCCAAUUAUCUAGAUAAAUAUGCUGCCCAAGCCAGAGACAAGCAAAAUAAUCUAUCCGAAAAGAAUCUGAGCACAACUCAUAAUAAUAAUAAUGGUUCGGUUCAGAGCAGCACUGGCGCCACCUAUCGCACGGAGGCGCAACGUAACUUUGGGGCGGAAAACAAUUUUCUGCCCGUUGUCCAGGAUGAUCGUCGGAGUUAUGGCAAUAGCAAUAGCUCGGAUGCUGUCAUCAAUAACUAUUUAAAAAUCGCUGCCACGCCCCCCUUUGUGGGCAAAAAGAAGGAGAAUGUUAAGCCGGCGAGUGCUGAGCCAGCCAGCCGUAAUCCAAACAAAUUGAAAUUUCUCUCAAAAACCACAGCUGCAACAACAAUAGCAGCUGGUAAACUGAAGAAGGUGGUGAGCGUUGGCAGCCUGCGGGAGGAGCGCAAAUUGAGUGAAUAUAAUCUGGACAAGGUCGAUAGCUGGAUGAGUAUGCAGGAGCAGAAGCAGGCGCUGGCACAGUUUGAGGAGCUGCACAAACAGGGAUUGGAUGAGCUCGACGAAGGCAAUGAUAGCGCCUCGCAGCUAUCGGACUCGAGGGGUUCCACCUACGAUGAGAUUGUGUCCGUCAUCAAAGAGAUCGAGGAGGACAAGAAGCGAGACAACUUUGCUGAGCGUUUGCCCAGCGAGCUGAAUCUAAAACUGGAUUCACGUUGCGAGACAGCGGAAACAACCAGCCAAAAUGGCGAUAGGGCAACAGAAAGUGGGGAUAAGUACAAAGACAUAUUAGCUUAUUUGAAUAAUGUGGAGAGCAGCUGUGACAAAACGCUGAUGGAGACACGACGCUCCAUGCCGGACAGCAAUCGCUCCGAGGUGGAGUUUGUCGUCGAGCCGGAUAUCACCGAUGAGGUGCCCAAACUCUCGGAGCUGCUGAUGCUGCCCAAUCAUCAGUUGGCGCGUCGCGUCAUUGCUCUCAGUCUCCGUGCGAAUGAGCUGGCGAAUGCCAUACAUCUCUCCAAGGAGCAUGUUGUCCAGCUGCGCAGCGAGAAACAGAAAUCGCUGCGCGCCGAGAAAUCGAAUAGUUCGAGCAAAAUGCGGGAUCAAAAGAAACACUACGAGGAGGUGGUCACCCGGCAUCAGGGCUUCAUUGAGCAGCUGCUCAAGGAUAAGGGUUCGCUGUGUGAGAAGGUAGCAGCGCUUACGCGACGCCUGGAGAGCCAGAAUCAGGCGUGGGAGCAUCGCUUGGAGACGGAACUGACGCGCACCAAGGAGACGACAAUGGCGGGCGAGAAAAUCAGACGGGAGCGCUGGGUGCGCGAGAAUACCAAGAAAAUUAAGGAGCUGACCGUUAAGGGUCUGGAGGCGGAGAUCAAUAAGAUGAACUGCGAUCAUCAGCGUGAGGUGACGGAACUGAAGCGUUCGCAUCAGAUGCAACUGCUGGACGUGCUAGAGGAGGCGCGCGUGAAGCACGAGCAGAUUGAGAACGGCAUACGCGAGAGUUGUGCCCAGGAUCGUGAGACGAUCAUUGAGAAGGAGCGCACAGCGAUCCGAGAGCGACUCGAACGUCAGCUGGAGGAGGAACAGAAAACGCAGGCGGAACUGCGACAGAAACUGGCCGAUGAUUUUGCCACGGAACGCGAGCGUCUCCAGUCGGAGCUGCGGCAAAAGGAGAGCGAUCAUCUGGCCAAGCGACAGGAGGCGCAGCGGGAACAGGACAGCGAACUGGAGCAGGCCAAAUUCGAGAUGCAGGAGAAAAUGGCCAAGCAGGAGGAGAAGUAUCAGAAUCGCAUCAACACAGUCGAACAGCAAUAUCUAGCCGAUUUCGAGCUGUGGAAAUCGGAGUACGAGAACAAGAUGAAGCUCAACCAGGCGGAGAAGGAGAAUGCCAUCAGGCAACACUAUCGCAUGGAACGCGAUCGCCAGCUGGAUGAGCUCGUCGUCCGCAUGGAGGCGGAUGCCCUGCAAAGCAACGAGGAACACGAACAAAAAAUGAUGCGCCUCAAGGAGAAGUACGAAAAGGAUUUAACUGUGGCGGAGAAUGUGGAAAAAACGCUGCGGGAAAAGUAUGCAGAGAUUCGCGGCAAGUUGGCCGAGGCGGAUGCCCAAGUGCGCAAUGGCCAGGCGGAGGUGCAACAGCUCCAGCUGGAGCUCAAUCACAGCAAGAAGAUGUGCGGCGAUUUCAUCAACGAGCGCGAUAAACUACGCGACAAUCUCAAUGCAGACAUACAAAAUGAGUUGGGUUUGCUCAACGAGCGACACAAACAGGAAAUGGAUCAGCUACAAAAACGGGUACAUCACACUAUCCAUCGGCAGGAGGAGACCAUUGAGGUGCUAAAGACUGACAAUGAUCAGCUGCGGCAACAGUGCCUCAAAUUGAAUGCAGUCAUUCGACAACAGCGCAAAGACUAUUGUGUUAAGUAGUUAGGCUGACUAUUUAAGCAAUAUAUAUAUAU